AUGUGCUCGCCGCCAGCUGAUGCCCUCCGCCUCCCAGAGUUGCCGCCGCUGCUGCAUAAUUUCCCAGCUUCAAGCAGGUGCACCGAGUACGUGAUAAUACACGCGCUCGUUGCAUCUGCCAAACGUCAAGGUGGGGACAGGGCGGCGGGAAUCCUGGGAGAUCGGGACCAUUAGCCGGCAACAGUGGCGUGGCGGCGGAGCCGCGCGGUCACGAACAUGCGGCGGCGGUGGCAGUGCUGCGCCGUGGGCAAGAAGAUAGAAUGGGGCUGGUCCAACCGACGAAGGAGGCGAAGGGCAGGGCUGUCCACAAGGACACUAGGAAGCGAUCCCGCUGCCCCGGUAGGUAGAGGUCCCUGUUUUGUGCCGGUUGAAUACUGUCGGUGCCCGGUAUAGUGCCGCUGUCUUCGGCGGGCACACACUGAAUUUCCAAGCCAUUCUCAAUAUUUUUGAAUAGUGCCGGUGCCCGGUGUUGUAGCGCCGAUGUUUUUUUCUGGGGACAUACCGGUAAUAUCCCAACAGGGAGGGACCUCGAAGUAUCUGCACCGCGGGAGACGGGGGUAGAAUAGAGGGGCCUACGCACCCGGAGGGAGUAGCAGACAGUCUGCGCUUAGGAGGACGAGGAGGCCAACCAAACAGGAGGGCUCGUUGCGAAGCUUUCGUCGUCACUGGUGCGACGGGCUUUGCACGAGAGAGCGGAUGACGUUUGUUGGGCUCACAGCGAUGG
This is a messenger RNA of Ectocarpus sp. CCAP 1310/34, 724 nucleotides long. The record is from the annotation of a GenBank genome assembly. NCBI's taxonomy places the organism in Eukaryota, Phaeophyceae, Ectocarpales, Ectocarpaceae.